AUGGGGGACAGCUGGGUGCUCCAAGAUCCAGGUGCUCCCACGCUGCCCCUCAAUACCAGGCGAGCAUUCCCUGAGGGCAGCCCUGACUGUGACCCUUGGGGCUCUGGGAUCAGCCCUCACAUCCCUUACAAAAGACAAGAACUCGUCAGGCGCCAGGACAUCCACACUGGGGAGAGGUCCUAUGAGUGUCCCCAGUGUGGGAAGAGGUUUCAGACCAGCUCCAAUCUCCACCUUCAUGAGCGAAUUCACACUGGAGAGAGGCCCUUCUGCUGCCCUGACUGCGGGAAGGGCUUCAAGCACAACUUCACCCUCAUCACCCACCAGCGCACCCACACUGGGGAGAGGCCCUACGAGUGUCCCCAGUGUGGACAGAGCUUCAGCCAGAGCUCGGAGCUGGUGGUCCAUGGGCAGCUUCAUGAUGGGGAGAAGCCCUACAAGUGUUUGGAGUGUGGGAAGAGCUUCAGGCAGAGCAGCGCCCUGAUCCGCCACCAGAUGAUCCACACUGGGGAAUGGGCCUAUGAGUGUGGAGAGUGUGGGAAGGGAUUCAGCUGCAGGUCCCAAUUCAUCAUCCACCAGCGCAUCCACACUGGGGAGAGGCCCUACGAGUGUCCCCAGUGUCAGAAGAGGUUUCAGAGCAGCUCCAGUCUCCUCCGGCAUAAGCGGAUUCACACGGAUGAGAGGCCCUUCCUCUGCCCCGAGUGCAGGAAGGGCUUCAAGCGCAACUCCUCCCUCAUCAGGCACUGGCGCAUCCACACUGGGGAGAGGCCCUAUGAGUGCCCUGAGUGUGGGAAGGGCUUCAACUGCAGCUCAGAACUCAUCAGGCACCAAUGCAUCCACACCGAGGAGAGGCCCUUCCGCUGUCCUGACUGCGGGAUGGGCUUCAAGCACAAUUCCGAACUCAUCAGGCACCGGCGCAUCCACACUGGGGAGAGGCCCUACAAGUGCCCCCAGUGUGGAAAGAGGUUUCGGACCAGCUCCAGUCUCCACCUGCAUGAGCGCAUUCACACGGAUGAGAGGCCCUUCCGCUGCCCAGACUGUGGAAAGGGCUUCAACCGCAACUCCAACCUCAUCACCCACCAGCGCAUCCACACUGGGGAGAGGCCCUACGAGUGUCCCCAGUGUGGGAAGAGCUUCACCCAGAGCUGUGCCUUGACCAAACACCAACGGAGGCACCGGUAA
Molecule: messenger RNA, 1179 nt
Organism: Camarhynchus parvulus
Lineage: Eukaryota; Metazoa; Chordata; Aves; Passeriformes; Thraupidae
Product: zinc finger protein 239-like
Exons: 4
Coding region: 1-1179 (392 amino acids)
Source: RefSeq, a predicted model, not a curated record